Cinclus cinclus is the source of this 1638-nucleotide messenger RNA. It is a transcript of the gene CCDC78, whose product is annotated as coiled-coil domain containing 78. The transcript is spliced from 14 exons. Gene Ontology annotation, cellular component: cytoplasm. Bases 1 to 1638 code for a protein of 545 amino acids. The record is from RefSeq and is a predicted model, not a curated record. NCBI's taxonomy places the organism in Eukaryota, Metazoa, Chordata, Aves, Passeriformes, Cinclidae.
AUGGAUCUUGGAAUUAUUGCAGAGAAUGAAAAUGUGCAGCUGGAGGACAGGAACAAGGAGAUGCACCAGCUUGGAGACCCACAGGACGAGACGGGGAAGCUGCCUGGAUCCAAGAUGGGCUUCCCAGUCAGGAUGGUCCUCAGUGAAGUGGAAAAGCUGAAGAUUUCCAAAGACCUCGUGGAGCUGCAGAUUGAGACAAACAAAAUGAAGGAGCAUUAUGAGAUGGAGAGCUUUGAACUGAAAAACAAGAUCCAGGCCCUGGAGAGCCGGGUGCAGGAGUUGGAGCUGGGCAGUGCCAGGGUCACGGGGGAGCGAGAUUCCCUGCGGGAGCGCCUGCGGGCCCUGGAGAGCAGCCGGCAGGAGCUGGCAGAGGAGUUCAUCAUCCUGAAGAGCAAUUACCAGGCCCUGGGCAGAGAGCUGGACCAAGAGGUGAUGAGGAAUGAGGAGCUGACCCAGGAGCUGCUCAGCCUGGCCAAAGAGAGCAUCCACACCCCUGGCUUGGCCCAUCAAUCCUCCCUCGAGCUGGGAAGGGGGAGAGCAGCAGGACAUCCCUGCUCUGCUCGGAGGGGGAAGCCCGAGGAUGAAGCUGCCUCUGAACAUGAGCAGCAGGAGCUGGAAGGAAACUUGCUUGGAAACCAGGAUCACAUAAAAGUGGAGCUGGAAAAACUGAAGAAAACCCACGAUGAGCAGCAGCAGAAGCUGGAGGAGCGAGUGCUGGCGUUGGGGCAGGAGCUGCAGGAGGCAAAGGGAGCAGUCGGGGCCGGCCGGCGCAGGCUGGCAGAGCAAUCAGCGGUGCUGCUCACAUCCCAGGGCCAGCUCCAGGAGGUGGAGGCAGAGAACUCCCGGCUGCAGCUCCGGCUGAAGGAGCUGAAUGAGGAAUAUCGCUCCCGGCUGGCACAGUACAUCAGGGACGUGGCGAACUACAUGGACAGCAAACCCAGCAGCGUGACAGGACACAGCAAAGGCCCAGCUGGCCAAGCUGCCAUGAAGAACUUUGUGGACAGCAUGCUCAGAGAUAUCCGGGCUUCCUACAAAUCCCGGGAAGAGCAGCUGGCUCGGGCAGCUCGUGGGUACAAGAAACGCAUGAAGGAUUUGGCCAGGAAGCACGAGAACCUGCUGAUUGCCUAUGGGUGUCCAGAACCAGCAGGUCCCAGUGAGUGGCACAUUCAGGAGCAGCAGAACUGCUCAGUGAUGUCCCCCAAAAGGGCGAGCAGGGACAGAUUCCUGUGCUCAUUCCAGGCUGCAGCGGGAGCAGAUCCGGUCCGUGGGGAGCAGUGCCAUGGACUGUGGCCCUGCCGAGUUCCACUUCUCUAUCACAGAGCCAGAGCUGCUGACAAACAGCUCCCGGGAGCUGAACCGCCUGCGGGAGGAAAAGGCAAAGCUGGAGAUGCAGCUCCAGGAACUGCAGAAGAAAAGCCUGAAAGGAGCCCCUGCCUUUCCAGUGCCUCCAGAGCAGAGGACCUGGAGCAGGAGAGAAGCCAGCUGUUGACUCGGGCUGUGGUGGCAGAGGAGCAGGUGUCGGAGCUGCAGGGGUACAUAGAUCAGCACCUUGCCAGGUACAAGCAGGAGAUCCUCCAGCUGAGGAAUGCUGAGGGCAGCCAGGUGCCCUGUGCCAGGAGUGCCAGCCACCAGCCAUAG